Molecule: messenger RNA, 1257 nt
Organism: Haliotis rufescens (red abalone)
Lineage: Eukaryota; Metazoa; Mollusca; Gastropoda; Lepetellida; Haliotidae
Product: agglutinin-like protein 3
Exons: 2
Coding region: 1-1257 (418 amino acids)
Source: RefSeq, a predicted model, not a curated record
AUGUCAUACGCAGGUGGCUACCACCAAGCCACACAGUUAGUACUGGCUACCACUAAGCAACGCAGAUUCAGUACUGGCAACCACCAAACCACACAGAUUCAGGACUGGCUACCACCAAACCACACACAUUCAGUACUGGCUACCACCAAACAAAACAGAUUCAGUACUGGCUACCUCCAAGCCCCACUGGUUCAGUACUGGUUACCUCCAAGCCUCACAGAUUCAGUACUUGCUACCUCCAAGUCACACAGAUUCAGUAAUGGCUACCACCAAGCCUCACUGGUUCAGUACUGGCUACCACCAAGCCACGUAGAUUCAGUACUAGCUACCUCCAAGCCUCACAGAUUCAGUACUGGUUACCAACAAGCCACACAGAUUCAGUACUGGUUACCCCCAAGCUACACAGAUUCAGUAUUGACUACCACCAAGCCUCACUGGUUCAGUACUGGCUACCACCAAGUCAUGCAGAUUCAGUACUGGCUACCUCCAAGCCUCACAGAUUCAGUACUGGUUACCUCCAAGCCACACAGACACUGUACUGGCUACCACCAAGCCAUGCAGAUUCAGUACUGGCUACCAACAAGCCACGCAGAUUCAGUACUGGCUACCUCCAAGCCUCACAGAUUCAGUACUGGUUACCUCCAAGCCACACAGACACUGUACUGGCUACCACCAAGCCAUGCAGAUUCAGUACUGGCUACCUCCAAGCCUCACAGAUUCAGUACUUGCUACCUCCAAGCCACUCAGAUUCAGUACUUGCUACCACUAAGCCUCACUGGUUCAGUACUGGCUACCAACAAGCCACGCAGAUUCAGUACUGGCUACCUCCAAGCCUCACAGAUUCAGUACUUGCUACCUCCAAGCCACGCAGAUUCAGUACUGGCUACCCCCAAGCCACACAGAUUCAGUACUGGUUACCUCCAAGCCUCACUGGUUCAGUACUGGCUACCUCCAAGCCUCACUGGUUCAGUACUUGCUACUACCAAGCCUCACUGGUUCAGUACUGGCUACCACCAAGCCUCACUGGUUCAGUACUGGUUACCACAAAGCCACACAGAUUCAGUACUGGUUACCCCAAAAAGCCACACAGAUGCAGUCCUGGUUACCUCCAAGCCUCACUGGUUCAGUACUGGCUACCGCCAAGCCUCACUGGUUCAGUACUGGCUACCUCCAAGCCUCAUUGGUUCAGUACUGGUUACCCACAAGCCACACAGAUUCAGUACUGGUUACCCCAAAGCCACACAGAUUCAGUACUGA